UAAAGAAUUCUGUAUGCAAUUUAAAAAUAUUUUUUAAUCAAUAAAAUCUUAAUGAAAAUAUCUCAAAACGUAAAUUAAAGCUUAAAUAUUUGAUGUAUUAAUUCAUCUAGUUUGUUGAAAAUUGAGGGUCUGUGUAAUAUUCCGAAUGCGUCCCCGAGCGAAUUGGUUAAUGAAUGAAAUUGAUCGAAACAUCCGGUUUUUUAAAUCUGUACAUGCAAUGGAAUAAAUAUCAACAAUGCCAUGCGUAUGCCAUUACAACUGCAAAUGUUUUGUUUUUUUUCCUGGAUAUACUUUAGACUUUGGUUGACCAAGAUCAAGAUUCGGUUUCAUCACAAACACUGGAGGAAGCUUCUGUGGAAACAAACAAAGUCCAAUUUAACUUUGUGCAAACGUACGAACAAGAACUAAUUACCAACUGCAAUUCGGAGCCGGAAUCCUUUAAAGAUUUGACGGAAGAUGAACAAACUUUGGCUGAGGAAGAUUUUGAUUUACAGUUUGAUUCAUUAGCAGAUCUUUACAUUCCAACUGAGGUAGAGCACUCGACAGAUCGGGAUGCAGAAGAUAAUGAUGUCGAUUCAGAUCCACUCUAUCCUGGUGCUGCAGUGACAUUAGGUGCAUUUAUGCUGUUGCUUGCCAUAUUUACUACGAAGUAUAAUCUGAUUGGAGAGGCAACAGAACAACUUCUAAAGAUUCUGGCCUUAGCCCUUCCACAUGGUCAUAAACUUUGUACGUCAUUAUAUGAAUUUAAGUUAUUUUUCAAGAAUCUGAGGAAUCCACUUGUUCGCCACUACUACUGUAAUCACUGUGUUGGAUAUAUAGAUAACACCACAGUGCAAAGCUGUCCUUAUGAAUUUUGUAAAGCUCAAUUUAGUGUUAGAAAUGCCUCUUAUUUCAUUGAAAUGCCAUUAGAACAUCAAAUAAAAAAUUUAUUCGCUCAGAAAGGAUUUUAUGAGAGUUUAGGACAUAGAUUCAAAAGGAAAUCCAGUGAUAACACCUAUGAAGAUAUUUAUGAUGGGAAGCUGUACAAACAAUUAAGUGAAAAUCACGGAAUUUUAAGUUUUCAAGAAAACAUAUCAUUUACUUUCAAUACUGAUGGAGCUCCUGUUUUUAAAAGCAGCAAGACAUCUAUUUGGCCGAUUUAUCUUGUUAUUAACGAAUUACCAUAUAAGCAGCGGAUGCAGAAAGAGAACAUGAUAUUGGCAAGCCUGUGGUAUGGAAACAAAAAACCAUCAAUGGGGACAUUUUUAAAACCAUUUUUAAAAUCGCUACAGAAGAUGAAUGAAGGAAUCAAAUGUAUAUCACCUGAAAGAGGCCAAUUUCUGUGUAGAGGUCUCUUAUUAUGUGGAACAGCUGAUCUCCCAGCCAGAAGUUUACUUUGUAACCACGUACAAUACAAUGGAGCAUUCUCCUGUUGGAAAUGUGAGCAAGAAGGAGAGACAGCAUCUGUUGGGCGAGGCCAUGCAAGGAUUUUUCCGUUUCAAAGUGAAGAACCCAAAGGACCAGUACGAACAAAGGAAAAUGUGUUGGAAAAUGCAAGGACAGCAGUACAAGACCAACAGGUUGUAAUGGGAAAGCCAGUAAAAGGUAUAAAGGGACCAUCAUGGCUUUUCUUCGUGCCCCAUUUUAACAUUGUAUCUGGCAUUGCCAUUGACUACAUGCAUGGUGUCCUAUUAGGGGUGCAAAAGAUGUUGUUAGAAUUAUGGUUUAGUGAGAAGCACAAAGGGAAAGCAUAUAAUAUUUAUGACAGUGUUUGUGAAGUAGAUACCAGGCUUCAGAGUAUUAGACCUACUCUUGAUAUUUCUAGAUUACCACGAUCUAUAGAAAAAGACUUGAAAUAUUGGAAAGCAUCAGAAUAUAGAUCUUUUUUAUUAUUUUUUGGUGCUCCAGUUCUGCAUGGAAUUUUAGACAUGCAGCGAUUUUUUCACUUUCUUUUGUUGGUGGACUCUAUGCACAUACUUCUGAAAUUUGGGUCAAAUGAAAAAGAUUUAGAUAGAGCUGAAAUGCUUUUGUUUGAGUUUUGUAGGUGUUUAGAAGAGUUAUAUGACAGAUGUUUUUUAAGACUAAAUGUCCAUCAACUGCUUCAUUUACCAGAUUGUGUAAGGGAUCUUGGCCCUCUCUAUACCCACAGCUGCUUUUCUUUUGAAAGUAAAAAUGGGAUUGUUUUGAAAAUGAUCCGAGGAAGUCAGAGUAUUGAUACUCAGAUAAUAACUGCUAUAUCAUUUAUCCAAAAGCUACCUGAAUUAAAACAGAAAUGUGUCUUAGAAAAUUCGGAAGUUGAUAAAUUAUGCAAAACUAUUGAAGAGCCAUCUUUGCUUAAGAGGGGUCAGAAACUAGGGAGUGGGAUAUACAUUCUAGGUGCCCCGUACAGUAGAGUAUUGACCAAUGUUGAGACUGCUGCACUCCAAAAUUUCUUGAAAUAUGAUCAUGUGUGUGAUACAUUUAGAAGUUUUAACAGAGUAGAAUAUGAAUCAUAUAUAAUUUAUGGCACUGAAUAUUCCAGAAUGAUCAAAAGGAACAAUUCAGCAAUUUGUUACAAUGGAAUGAGUGGGAUUAGCUUUGGAGAAGUUAUCUUUUUUAUUUUGUUGGAAGACAACACUGCAGGUAUAACAAAACCUCUUGUAUUCAUAAAGAAGUUGCUAUGCAGAAAUUACAAUGAAAAUUCAAAUAUGUUAUCAGUUAUUAAAACAAAUGAUGUUGAAGUUGUAAAUAUAAAUGAUAUAUUGUCAAGCUGUUUGCUUGUUUCUUUUCCUGGAGGGCAGACCUCAUUCAUGUGUAAGUUUCCAAACAGGUUAGAGUCUGACUAAAAUGGUCCAGAACUAUGUGUAGAUCAUAGUGCAUGCAUUACAUAAGAUGAUGUUUAAAUUAUAUGCUUGUUAUAGCAUUAUUUUUCUCACUGAUGGUUUUAUUCUGUGUGUUAAUGAUGCAUUAGACAUUAUAAACUUAUUCUUGCAUAUUCCUAAAAUGAUUGCAAGCAGUGAUUCUUUCUUCUUCUGUUGAAUAAAUGUACAUAGACUGAUGCCCCUUGGCCUUAUAGCAUUCUGAUAAUGUUAGUGGAAAACAACAUUCCAAAAAUAAUAAAAAAAAUUCCAAGAAAUAAUCAGAUAAA
This is a messenger RNA of Ostrea edulis (European flat oyster), 3106 nucleotides long. RefSeq lists its product as uncharacterized. The transcript has 2 exons. Bases 621 to 2804 code for a protein of 727 amino acids. Lineage: Eukaryota; Metazoa; Mollusca; Bivalvia; Ostreida; Ostreidae. The record is from RefSeq and is a predicted model, not a curated record.